Messenger RNA from Rubroshorea leprosula, 1444 nucleotides. The record is from the annotation of a GenBank genome assembly. NCBI's taxonomy places the organism in Eukaryota, Viridiplantae, Streptophyta, Magnoliopsida, Malvales, Dipterocarpaceae.
GGACAAUCAUAGCGCUUGCCUGUCCGCAUGUUCCGGACUAGAUUUGCCUUAUUUCUUCCUGUGAAGGGGGGAUGCUCUCGAAUGAGAGAGCACUCAGCCAUUCCUCUGCAAUUUAAUUCUCUAUACCAUAACCAUGGAAGCAUAUAACGGUUUGCGUAGUAUCAACAGGUUACCUGAUGAAGUUCUUUCGAACAUUGUCUCAUUUCUUCCUUUGAAAGAUGCAGUUCGUACCUCUGUACUGUCAAAAAGGUGGAGGUAUAUCUACACUUCAAGUUCAAACCUCGUAUUUGAUUUUGGAGGUUUCCUUAAUUCUGAAGAUAGUAUGCCGGAGCCGAUUGAUGUCAUCGAUGUUGUGAAUAAGGUAUUAUUUGCCCGUAGCGGAAGUCCUAUAAAUAAAUUUUUUCUUGGUGGCUUAGACUCACAACCUCUUGACCUUCAGUGCCUUGAAAGUUGGAUAAGUGAUCUAACAUUGCAUGAUUCUAUUUUUGAAAUCCCCACCAAAGUUUCUCUCCCAAGCCUAAAGGAGCUUCAUCUCGAUAGCGCUAUCCCCUUUUCCAAUGAUAAUUCAGCUGAAAGCUUGCUUUCUAACUGUCCUAUUCUUGAGCAUUUGUUCUACAUGUUCAGAGAUAAGGAUUGUAAAUUCUUUGUUUCUCAUCCUACACUUAAGAGUCUCUCCCUAGAUUGCAUGUGUAAGGAAGGACGGUCUAUAAAUUUUGAGAUCGCGAUUAAUGCCCCAAGUCUUGUGUUCUUGAAAUACAAUGUACAAGAUGUAAAUUCUCAUAAUUUUGUAAACGUGCAAUCUCUUACUGAAGCCGAUAUUGGUUUUUAUCACAAGGAAGUCGAUCAUCUGCGUUACACCAAUGUUGCAACUGAUUUGCUGAAAGGGAUAAGCAAAGUUCAAAAACUUGCAAUAUCGGUUGCAACUCUAGAAGAUCUCUUAAAUUUCGGCAUACCAAUCCCUGUGUUGCAUAAUUUGUCUCAUUUGACACUUUUCGAUUGCAAUGAUGAUCAUGACUCGUCAAUAUUGCUACGUUUACUAGCACGUUGUGAGUCUUUGGAAACCCUUGUUUUUAAGGUAUUUCCAGAUAAGUGGAAUCUCGAUGCUUUGUACUCCCUAGGGGAGUCUAGAAUUAGUUGUUUGCUGUCUCGGCUUAAGACAAUCGAAAUUGAGGAAUUCGGAGAAACCGUGUUCGGGGAAAUCGAUAAUCAGAUGGAAUUGGUGAAGUAUUUAAUGAGUGAGGCAAAAGUACUAGAGAGCGUGAAAGUUCAAAUUGCUUGGGGACCAUAUGAAGCACAAUUGCGGAUAGCUAACAAGUUAUCGACGUUACCAAGAGCGUCAAAAACAUGCGGACUCUUAAUUUGUUACAAAUCUUACAAUUUGUGCUAACAAUUGUAUAAACUUAACAGACCAAACUAAUGAAGGGAUUAAAAAAAUUUAUUUUUC